UGUCUAUUGUAUCGAAGGUAUUAGUCCAACCAAGAAGUCUUCCUUUCUUCAUCGUAGGCCUAUAUUAAUAACAAGCUCAGAAUAACUUCACCGAGAAUUCGCAUAAGUCCACUAAAAAAACCCGUUAUCACUGGAAGCUAAGUUCCUUUUCAAGCGGAUUAUAAUCAAUUCGUUUAAAAAGCUGCACCGGAACAACUCUCGGACACAUUUCUUUUGGGGCUGUCUGCUCUAAAUGUACUGUAGUCUUUAGAGUUUUGAAGACGUUUCGAAAUCAUGAAGGUUCUUGUACUUCUUGCACUCGUUGCCGGCUGUGUGGCUGUCCGUUACGAUGGAUACCAGACGCUGCGCGUACAGCCACGUGACUCCAUUGAAAUCGAAUGGCUGAAUGCGAUGAAAGAGAGACUGGUCGAUAAGGUAGAUUUCUGGCAGAACACGGGCCGUCUGGACCGCCCCGUGGACAUCAUGGUCCCGCCCACCGUCCUGUCCUAUCUCAAGGAAACCUUGACGAGGCGUGGUCUUUCCUAUGACGUCAUGAUCGAUGACGUCCAGGCUCUGGCUGAUUUGCAGAUGAAGCUUGACGUCAGUAUUAGUGCCAUGGCAUUCAACUACAACGUCUAUCACACUUACGACGAGAUCCAACAAUGGGUGUUUGACUUCGCAGCGGAGCACAGCAGCCUUGUGGAGCAAUUCCAGAUUGCAACCUCUUUUGAAGGUCGCGACAUCAAUGCCAUCAAGAUGGGGUCUGCUGGAUUUAACAAGCCCGCCAUCUAUUGGCAAGGAGGCAUCCACGCUCGGGAAUGGAUCUCACCAGCCACUGUCAUGUACAUCGCCAAACUGCUGGCGGAAGGAUAUGGAAACGACGACACGGUGACGAGGAUGCUGGAUACUUUCGACAUCUACAUUGUGCCCUCGCUGAAUGUCGAUGGCUACGCGUACACAUGGACCGAUGAUCGUUUGUGGCGUAAGACCCGUUCCACGUUUGGCCUACAAGUCUGCGUCGGUACCGACCCCAACAGAAACUACGACCACGAGUGGGCAGGUCAGGGAGCCAGCUCCGGUAAGUGCCAGGACACCUACCACGGACCCUACGCCCACUCAGAGCCAGAGAUCGCCGGUACCACCUCCUUCCUCCUGGAUCAAGCCAAGAGACAGAAGUUUGUCAGUUUCAUCGAUUUCCACGCGUAUUCGCAGCUCUUCCUCUCCCCGUGGUCCUACUCACAGUUUGCUCCUUUGCCAGUCGAGAGCGCAGACCAUGACGCAGCUUCAGUCAAAACUGUUACCGCCUUGAAGUCUGUGUACGGUACCACGUAUACCUACGGCCCGUCCGCACGCACGCUAUAUGCCGCGUCCGGCUGUAGCGAGGACUGGGGUUUCGCCGUGUUGGGAGCCAAGUACUCCUACGUGAUGGAGCUCCGAGAUACCGGACGGUACGGCUUCCUGCUACCGGCGUCUCAGAUCGAAGAGUCCGGACUGGAGACCUUCGAAGCCAUGAAGGCCUUCGGUGAACAUCUUCUGACCGAGUUCGCAUAAAGCUGUCUUGGCAGAAGGACCUGGAGAAAUAUUCGUAGAUCUGAUAAGAACAGAAUUAUGCCUAGCACAGAAAAUAAUUCGCUUAGCAGAAACAGCUUUACCAGCCAAAAUGUCGUGCAAUAGACAUUACUUGAGAGUGGUUCUUGACUUUUAGUUUUACAUAUAGCACAGGUAUAUUACUGUUCAGCAGCUUGGUGAAAUUGAGCCCUAGGCCAAAUUUCGUAGAUCUUUUAAGCAAAAAAUAAUAUGCUCAGCACAUUUUUGUGUACUUUGAAGAAUAAAAACACUGGGAAAACUACAUAAUCAAUGGCUGGUUAUCUGUUGACAAAUCCUUUGUUUGCCUGCUAUGAAAUUGGCCUUUAGGUGAGAUAAUUGUAUACACAGUGAUCAAAGACGAUAAUAUUAAGUGAAUACGUUAGACCAACAAUAAACAAUCUUGAGUCCUCAAACUUUAGUCAAAUCGAGGCCAGGUUGAAGAAGCCAACUUGCCUUUGUCGCUGAAAACCAUAGAGCACGGAACACUAUCCUAGAUCAUUAAGACUACUUUGGGUGUAAAAGUUUCGGCAGUUAUUAGUGAAACCAUAGAGCUAGCUCCAUGGUGAAACUCAGGUUGUGGACACAAGUACUUAAUACAGUACAAAAGCUUUUCUGAUCAUUUCAGCAUUUCGUUGUUAAUUGUGAUAUGUUUAGAUUUAUUGGAGAAGUUGUGGAGUACCAAUUUCCAAACACGUACUGCAUCCUAUACUCAUAAUGCUUUGACGAUAUAUUUAUGGUGGAUAAGAAUUAAACAAAUUGACCUUUCGUGUAUUUCCACGGACUUAUCACGAUGGCGAUGUUACAUAUAGGGUGCCAUGAUUGUGUCUCUGGGGUUGGUAUAUACACAAUGUCCCACAUAUCAGACAAAGAGUGUUAGGUUAUAAUUACCAUGCCAAUAAAACAAAAUGAAUUAAAUGAA
Molecule: messenger RNA, 2485 nt
Organism: Patiria miniata (bat star)
Lineage: Eukaryota; Metazoa; Echinodermata; Asteroidea; Valvatida; Asterinidae
Product: carboxypeptidase B-like
Exons: 10
Coding region: 274-1530 (418 amino acids)
Biological process (GO): proteolysis
Molecular function (GO): zinc ion binding; metallocarboxypeptidase activity
Source: RefSeq, a predicted model, not a curated record